Molecule: messenger RNA, 543 nt
Organism: Kwoniella shivajii
Lineage: Eukaryota; Fungi; Basidiomycota; Tremellomycetes; Tremellales; Cryptococcaceae
Exons: 3
Coding region: 1-543 (180 amino acids)
Source: RefSeq, a predicted model, not a curated record
AUGCGUUUCACUGGAUUCCUCUUCAGUGCAAUCGCUAUUGCUCCAGCAGCAUUUUCAGCUCCGACGACGUUAAUCGUCAGACAAUCAACGAACACCUCAUCUGUCACUGCUCUGGACUCUUCGUCAUUUGAUGCCUCCAAGGUCUCGAUGCCAGCGACCACAAUAACUUCUCAAGCGCAAUCAUCACGAACGGAAACCGUUUCUGCUUCCAUCACUCAAGCUUCCUCCACCGUCUCCCAUCCACCUACCAACUCUACAGGACUACAUUUCACGAAUACUUUUCCAGAUGAGUUGAAAAAUGGUGAUAAGGUAGAAUUAAAGUGGGAUGGAGCGGAUGGACCUUAUAUUCUGUAUACGAUCGUCUCGUACCCUGGUUUAUCAAGCAUAAGACCGAAUGUUAUUGAAAGAAAUACGGAUGUGGAAUCCUAUUCCCUGAUCAUUAACGAAGAUGAUUCUCAUGAUAAAUCAACCUUAACCAUUGGAAUUGCUUCUAACAAAGACAGUGGAAAGUACAAAAGGAUCACAUUACCUCUUGUAAAAUGA